This is a messenger RNA of Olea europaea var. sylvestris, 1624 nucleotides long. RefSeq names its product COBRA-like protein 4. The transcript has 6 exons. Gene Ontology annotation, cellular component: plasma membrane. NCBI's taxonomy places the organism in Eukaryota, Viridiplantae, Streptophyta, Magnoliopsida, Lamiales, Oleaceae. Gene Ontology annotation, biological process: cellulose microfibril organization; plant-type cell wall cellulose biosynthetic process. The coding region runs from base 67 to 1371 and encodes 434 amino acids. The record is from RefSeq and is a predicted model, not a curated record.
UUUGCAAUGUCAAGUGUAAAUAUUCUUCACUAAAGACUUGAAAUUCUACUAAAAUUCUAUCAGAAAAUGCAUCAGAAAUACAGCUUAUUUGCUAUCUUCAUAGCUUUGGUGUUUUUUAAAGCCGAUGCAUAUGAUCCUUUGGAUCCAUUUGGGAACAUUACAAUCAAAUGGGAUGUCAUAUCUUGGACGGCGGAUGGAUAUGUGGCACUUGUGACAAUGAACAACUUUCAAAUGUAUCGACACAUCCCUAGCCCCGGUUGGACUGUAGGAUGGCAAUGGCAAAAGAAAGAAGUGAUAUGGUCAAUAGUAGGGGCACAAGCAACGGAACAAGGAGAUUGUUCAAAAUUUAAAGGAAAUGUACCACAUUGUUGUAAGAGAACCCCCAUAGUUGUGGAUUUGCUUCCUGGGGUACCUUAUAAUCAACAGAUUGCCAAUUGCUGUAAGGCUGGGGUAGUGUCGUCAUACGGACAAGACCCUGAAGGGGCAGUUUCGGCCUUUCAAGUGAGCGUUGGACUUUCUGGAACUUCAAAUAAGACCGUGAAACUCCCCAAAAAUUUCGUCCUGCUUGGUCCCGGCCCGGGAUAUUCUUGCGGCCCUGCUAUAAUUGUGCCUUCCACCGUAUAUCUUACUCCCGAUCAUCGAAGAAAAACUCAAGCAUUGAUGACAUGGAACGUGACGUGCACUUAUUCACAAUUCCUAUCAUCCAAGUAUCCAAGCUGUUGUGUUUCCUUCUCGUCUUUCUACAAUAGUACAAUCACUCCUUGCCCAUCUUGUUCUUGUGGUUGCCACGGCAAGAAAGAUUGCAUAAAGAGCGAUUCAUACAAACUGAAAAAGGAGGGAAUAAACACUCCAAGAAAGGAUAAUGCACCACUUCUCCAAUGCACUCAUCAUAUGUGUCCGAUACGCGUGCAUUGGCACGUGAAGAUCAAUUACAAGGACUACUGGCGCGUAAAAAUUGCCAUAACUAACUUCAAUUACAGAAUGAAUUAUACACAGUGGACGCUCGUGGCUCAGCAUCCCAGUCUCAACAAUGUCACUCGAGUUUUCAGCUUCGAUUACAAGCCUUUAAUCCCCUAUCAGUCUAUCAACGAUACUGCCAUGUUCUAUGGCAUGAAGUUUUACAAUGACUUGUUGAUGGAAGCUGGACCUUCUGGAAAUGUUCAAACUGAGGUACUUCUAAAGAAGGACAAGGACACAUUUACACUGAAACAGGGAUGGGCUUUUCCUCGAAAAAUUUAUUUCAAUGGGGACGAAUGCAAACUUCCUCCACCUGAUGCUUACCCUUCUCUGCCUAACUCAGCCUACAGAAGCCUAAUGCCAUUUUCAAACACUGCAGGUUCCAUACUUUGGCUUAUUUUGCUCAUCUUUUGAUGAAAGCGUCGUUUUAUGGAAAUUACAAUGGUAUACAGGGAAAAGCCACUUCUUAGACAAGGGUUUAAAUGUUUUGUGAAAAUAUUGGUUAAGAAAAAAUUCAAAAGUCACAGACAUGGUCUUUGUGAGUUCUGUAUUAGUUUCUGUAAUUGAAUAUACGACAUAUUGUCUUCCUUGUUUCUUCUCUUCUCUGUAAGUUGUACUUACUCCAACACUAAAUGAUACUAUUUUGGUGUUCGAUUUUUAUACUUAA